Messenger RNA from Argiope bruennichi, 530 nucleotides. RefSeq lists its product as uncharacterized. The coding region runs from base 62 to 406 and encodes 114 amino acids. The transcript is spliced from 4 exons. The record is from RefSeq and is a predicted model, not a curated record. Lineage: Eukaryota; Metazoa; Arthropoda; Arachnida; Araneae; Araneidae.
UCGAGUUACUAGGCAUCUAGAUACAUUCAUACUGUUACAUUCAUUUUCAUCUUUAGUACAAAUGGACCAAAGAACUUCUAAUUCCAAUCCUCGAUUUGUGUGCCUGUACUUCCACUGUCAACCAGGAUCUGAUCAGAGAAUGAUGGCCCAAGUGAAAGAGGAUAUUACCAUCUGGGAAUUGCACAUGAUGGCGAAAUAUAUCAGUACAGAUAUGACUAACGAUAGGCAGUUCAUAAAAACUCCAAGCAUUGAACUCUUUUAUAAGGGAAACAAGCUAGUGGAAUAUCAAAAGACAGUUAAAGAUUUUGGCAUCAAUUCCUCAAAUGCAACCAGAGAAAAUCCUGCUAUAGUGGAUCUGAUUUUCAGACUUAAAGAACCAGUGCAGGCCCAAGAAAGAUCACGCUGAGGCACAGAAUGAAUAAGAUACAGUGCCAAAUCAUUUCAUAUGGAUUCGCCGGGACGAAAAUGCAGUUAUAAUAAUUUUUAUAAAUCGUAUUCAUUCAAUUAUUCAGCUAUAUAAAUAUAUAGCC